AUGUCAUCACAGAAACCCCUCAGCCCCAUCAAACAGGCCUGGUAUAGAUGGAAAUCGCUGAGAUGGGUACCAGGCCGGAAGAAAUUCCUUGUUGGUCUUGAUCUCCACGGAAACACCUUUUGGGAAUUUCGAGACACGCUCUCUUCGCACCAGCACCGCAUGCGGCGGAUAGUCCAAUAUCCCAGUUCAACCCAGUACAGCGAUGUCGACAUUCCACCCCAAUGGCACCAAUGGCUUCGACACACUCGCGCCGAUGCACCAUCCCUCACCGAACAGUCACAGGACUUGGUGCGUCAGCGGAAUCUGAAGGUCCUGGCAGCUGCGGCCGAUGCGAGGUGGGCUGCGAAGCCGAGUUUCUUAGAUGCGCCAGGGGACGCAGGAGGACAGCCCUUACCAAAUUUAGCACCGGGGGCCCGUGGAUCGCACCAGGAAAAUACAAUGUCUAGGAAGGAAGAUGAUGUUGCAGAUAUGACAAGAGGAGAGAUGGGGGAAGUGGCGAAAGCAGAGCCUCCGAAGAAGCCGGAAGAGCCCCAUGAAAUGCAAGUCCCGGAUGGAGUACGACACCGUUAUGACGAGCGCCCCGAGCAGAAGAUGAAGGAGAAAGAUGACCCGUGGAAACAACUCCGUGGUGGACCAAGUGAGCAGUGGCAGCCUGCGCAGUGGGAUGGGGGCGUUGCACCUGCGAAACGACCGUGA
This is a messenger RNA of Lachnellula hyalina, 696 nucleotides long. RefSeq names its product NADH-ubiquinone oxidoreductase assembly factor (gene N7BML). The transcript has 2 exons. NCBI's taxonomy places the organism in Eukaryota, Fungi, Ascomycota, Leotiomycetes, Helotiales, Lachnaceae. Gene Ontology annotation, cellular component: membrane. The record is from RefSeq and is a predicted model, not a curated record. The coding region runs from base 1 to 696 and encodes 231 amino acids. Gene Ontology annotation, biological process: mitochondrial respiratory chain complex I assembly.